This is a messenger RNA of Cynoglossus semilaevis (tongue sole), 4952 nucleotides long. RefSeq names its product alpha-2-macroglobulin (gene a2m1). Bases 143 to 4462 code for a protein of 1439 amino acids. The record is from RefSeq and is a predicted model, not a curated record. The transcript has 35 exons. Gene Ontology annotation, cellular component: extracellular region. Gene Ontology annotation, molecular function: endopeptidase inhibitor activity. Lineage: Eukaryota; Metazoa; Chordata; Actinopteri; Pleuronectiformes; Cynoglossidae.
GACCCUUCUGCCCUGCUCGUCUCCCUCACUCUUUCUCUCUCUCUCUCUCCCCCUCUCUCUCUCUCUGGCGAAGUAUCCGGCAGGAAGUGCGUCCAUCUCCUCCUUCUCCUCCCGGGCAGACCCGUGUUGCUGCUCAGCAGACAUGACACCUGUCCUGCAGCUCCGUUCAGUCAUCCUGCUGACGGCGCUGCUUCACACCGCGGCGCCGCUCAACUUCAACCACACAAUUUUUGCAGUGACGGUGACCUCCAGGGUCACCGCGGGCCAACAGGAGAACCUCUGUGCCCAAGUCCAUGGACCGACCGAGCCCGUCAAACUGUUGGUCUCCCUGGAAAUGUCCUCCAGCAGCACAGUGAUCCUGGAGGAGUCGGUCAAAGAGGACUUCUAUCGCUGCGUCAACUUCCAGGUCCCUGUUGUGAGCAGCAGAACCGUGGCGAGCGUCAACGUCACAGUUCAGGGUGCGACUGAGUCCAUGAACAAGAAGAGCAAAAUUGUCAUCUUGCCUCCAGAUUUUAUUCACAUCGUCCAGACUGAUAAACCCAUCUAUAAGCCUGGACAGACUGUUCAGUUCCGAAUCGUUUCCAUGGACAUUGGUUUCAUCCCAGUCGAUCGAGUGUACAAAAUGGUGGAGAUUCAGGACCCCGCUGACAAUCGAAUCGCCCAGUGGCUGGACAAACCAAUCGGUAGCGGCAUCCUGGAUCUCUCCCAUCCCAUGAUUCCAGAGGCUGCAGAGGGGCAGUACAGGAUCACCGCCACCACGGACCGAGGAGAGGAGAUAACUCACACCUUUGAGAUCAAAGAAUACGUUUUGCCAAAGUAUGAGGUUAAAGUAUAUCUGCCAAACGUUGUCAGCAUCCUGGAGCCAGAGGCAACGGUCAAAAUUUGUGCAAAAUACACCUAUGGGAAGCCAGUUCUUGGUUCAGUCAAGAGUGAAUUUUGCAAACUACCUUUGCCAUGGUAUUUUUACAGAGCACAAUUUUAUGCCUGCAAAACCUAUAUUUUUGAUCUGGAAAAAGAUGGCUGUGCCUCACACCUUCUACACUUCUCUGAAUUUUCUCUUUCAAAUCGCUUUUCAAACAACUUUGAAGUCAGUGCUGAAAUAUCAGAGGAUGGUACAGGGGUCACACUGAAAGGCAGUGCAACCACCAGCGUUACCCAUAUACUCCGAACUGCUAGCUUCGAGGACUUAGUUGCUACAUACAAACCUGGCAUUCCCUUCGAAGGAAAGAUCAAAGUUGUCGGUCUAGACGGUCAACCUGUUGCUAAGGAGGAGGUGGAACUUUCGUCCCCCCAAUCGAAAGACAAGCUUAUCACAGACGCAAAGGGCUUCGCUUCAUUUUCGUUGAACACCUCUCUUUGGAAUGGGCACAUUCAGCUAAAGGCCGCGUUUACCUACCAAGUGGAAAAUCAAUCUGAACACAGCCCAGAGUACAGGCACGCUUUGACUUACAUCCUUCCAUUUUACUCCAAGAGCAGCAGCUUUGUGAAACUCGUGCAGAUCAAAGAGGAGCUUUCUUGUGGCCAAGAUGCAACCCUGCAUGUUCAGUACAUCAUCAAGGGGGAGGAGCUUAAGGCCGGGCAGGAAGUCCUGGACUUCUUUUACCUGGUCAUGUCCAAAGGUCAAACCGUGCAGCAUGGACGUCUCCCAGUGGCUGUGGGAAGUGCCAACAAAGGGGAGUUCACCAUACAACUGAAGGAGGUGACGAAGCUGGCUCCGUUUGCCCAGGUGGUAGUUUAUACUGUGAUGCCCAGUGGAGAGGCUGUGGCUGACAGUCAGGAUUACCCUGUUGGACUGUGUCUUAACAACAAGGUGUCUUUGAAGUUCUCUUCUGCCCAAAGUCUUCCGGCAGAGAAGACCACACUCAGUCUCCAGGCGCAGCCCGGCUCCAUGUGUUCCGUGAGGGCCAUCGACCAGAGCGUCCUCCUGUUGAAGGCUGAGCAGGAGCUCUCGGUCCAACAUGUGUACAGUUUGCUGCCUGUACAGAGGGUGACGGGAUACCAACAUGACACUGAAGACUAUGAGCCAGCCCCCUGCUUCAGCUUUCCAGUCCAGAUGGCUCCUCGCCGAGCAACUCGCUCAGUCUAUUUUGAACAGCCGAACGAGAAGGACGACGUUUACAGCGUGUUUGAGAAAGUUGGAGUCAAAAUUGUGACGAACUCUGAUGUGAAAAAACCUAUCGAGUGCCAUGAUCUAUAUGUGGAUGCAGAUGAGGACUCAGACGGUCCUAUAGCUAUGGCCUACGACAUGAUGCCAGAAACUAAUGUGAUGAAUGCAGUGAUACCCAUAAGGAAGAAGAAAGAAACUGUCAGAACAUUCUUCCCUGAGACCUGGAUCUGGGACCUCAUACCUGUGGGUGACAGUGGGGCCGUGAACGUGGAGAAGACGGUCCCUGACACCAUCACAAAGUGGGCAGCUGGGGCUUUCUGUGUCUCCUCUGUUGGCCUGGGCAUUUCACCCAACACUGGACUGACUGCCUUCCAGCCUUUCUUCGUCAGUCUGACUUUACCCUACUCCGUCAUCAGAGGGGAAGUCUUCACGCUCAAAGCCACCGUCUUCAACUACCUCUCUCAAUGCAUCAUGGUUAAUGUAAGACUGGCUGAUUCCAGCCAGUUCACCUCCAGGAACUGCGACGGCUGCCAGUACACCGUGUGUCUGUGCGAUCAGGAGAGCAAAACCUUCUCCUGGAUUGUUACUCCAACUGAUUUGGGUGAGGUGAAAGUGAAGGUCAGUGCCGAGGCCAUGAAGACUAAUGAACUGUGUGGCAACGAGGUGGUCACUGUCCCAGAAGUGGGCCAAAUCGACACAGUGGUCCGCCCCCUGCUGGUGGAGGCUGAAGGAACGCCAGUGAUGGUCAGUCACAACGCUCUCCUCUGCCCCCAAGAGGGACCAGCAGAGAAACACAUCUCCCUCCAGUUACCUGAGGUGUUCGUGGCUGGAUCGGCCAGAGCCUCAGUCUCCGUACUGGGUGAUCUUAUGGGCCGGGCCAUGAAGAACCUGGACAAGCUGCUGGCCAUGCCGUACGGCUGUGGGGAGCAGAACAUGGUUCUGUUUGCCCCCAACAUCUUCAUCCUGAACUACCUUAAAAGCACCGGUCAGCUGACCCAGCAGAUCCAGGACAAAGCCACUCGAUUCCUGGAGAGCGGUAGGUCCACGAGUGUACUGUAUAUCCCACAAUUCCACUGUUCUUUCACUUAUCAUUGGCUGACCGCUUUUGUGAUGAAGUCCUUUGGUGGAGCCAGACCGUACAUCUUUAUAGAUCCACGUCACAUUGCCGAAGCCAGGAGUUGGUUGUCAAUGCACCAGGAUCCUGACGGCUGCAUCCACUCCGUUGGAAGGCUCUUACACAAUGGCAUGAAGGGUGGAGUGAGCGAUGACGUGUCACUUACUGCUUACAUCAUCGCCGCCAUGCUCGAACUGAAUGACAGCAUAACGGAUCCUGUUGUGGGGAGGGGUUUAAUGUGUCUGAAAGCAGCAGCGAACAAACAAAUGGACAACCUGUACACUACCGCCCUGCUGUCCUACACCUUCACUCUGGCUGGAGACGAGGAGAUGAGGAGCAAGCUCAUCACAUACCUGAACCAGGCGUCUAAAUUUGAGAAUGGCCUCCGUCACUUAGUCAGAAAAGGAGCAUCAGAGAAGGGGUUGGACUCCCUGGAGGUGGAGAUGACCUCCUACAUGCUGUUGGCGCUCCACUCUGGUCCUGCUCUGUCCAACUUUGGCUUGGACUACUCCUCCAGCAUCGUCCGCUGGCUGGCUCAGCAGCAGAACCCAUACGGUGGCUUCUCCUCAACACAAGACACUGUGGUGGCACUGCAAGCUCUGGCCAAAUAUGGAGCAUCCACCUACAGUGAGGGAGGCCAAACCACAGUGACGGUGACAUCUGCAGGAGGCCUGAACAAAGAGUUCUUGGUAGAUCAGAGCAACAGGCUCCUCUACCAGUCGGAGAAGCUGAGUGAGACUCCAGGAGAAUACACUGUCAGGGCCGAGGGUCAGAGCUGUGUGAUGGCACAGAUCUCCAUGCAUUACAACAUCCCUCCUCCUCCAGACUUCUCUGCCUUCAACAUCUCCAGCAGCGUCAUGGCCAAGUGUAAGACCAACAGACCUCAGAUCAUCCUCUUCGUUGCAGUCAGGUACCAGGGCAGUAGAGACGAAACCAACAUGGUGAUCAUCAACAUCAAGUUGUUGUCUGGUUACAUCCUGGAGAAGAGCUCCCUGGGUCUGAUGCGAAACGAUCGCUCGAUAAAACGUGUGGAUGUGGAGGAAGGAUACAUCAACAUCUACUUAGACGGGCUGAAGAAGAACCAGAAUAUGAUCCACAGUGUGACAUUAGAGGAGAACAUACCUGUGAGGAACCUGAAACCUGCUGUGGUCAAGAUCUAUGAUUAUUACCAGACAAGUGACGAAGCAACGACUGAAUACAACUCCCCCUGUGCAGAGAAUGACAAUGUUAAUCAGCUGUGAGCAAAUCUGGAAGAGGAAAAGAAACUGAGAUUUUUCCACUGUUUUUAAUGUUUGUUUUUUUUAAUUGUGUUUUUGAGCAUUUUUAUAGAAAUUAUUUCCCAAAAGCUAAUUUUAGAGUUGAUGUUUCCCUUUUAACCUCCUGGUCCAGUAGGUUUAUGACAGUGGGUUUGUUUUUCUCUAACACUGGAAGUGAGUAAAAUUAAAAUAAAAAACCUGAACAUAUGACACUGUAAUAGCGUUGUAUUUCAUAGAUUUGACAAAAAAUCCUUUUAAUUCAUACCUAAAAAGUGACACAUAAGAAGUACAGGGUACCGAUAACAGUAUGGUCCGAGUAGAUGUUUGUGUUCAUGAAACAGAAAUACACGUCAGGUGAGUACAAGCUGAGUAAUUCUGUACCAGUAACAAAAAAAAACAAAAAACAAAAACAUAGAUGGAUACAACACUACCAUAAAAUUUUAAAAUGUAACUGACAAUAAAAUACUCUCAAAAA